CGGCUCAGCUGCACUUCUGUCCAGACGCUCAGCUCUCCAUCAGACUUCCAAAGCUGCAAUUGGCGCACGAAGAAGAAACAGGAAUGGAGACUGCAUCUCGAGUCAUUUCAUUUCCCUUGCUCAAAGAUCCUGACAGCUACACACCUUGCACAAUCAACUAUGAGAGGGAAGGGGUGUCGAAAGUGUGGUUGGAUGUCUUCCGCAGGAGCAUACCAUCGUUCAAGGCUCGGGCAGCCGCUGACACCUCUGUGAAGGACGCCGACGUCAAGGCGACAAAGUUUGCUUUGCGGUUUGGAGAGAUUCUAGACGAUCUGGAGAAGGACCCUGAGAGCCACGGCGGACCUCCAGAUUGCGUUCUUCUUGUGCGGCUCCGCGAGCAAGUGUUGCGUGAGGUUGGGUUUGAGGACAUCUUCAAGAAAGUCAAGGCGGACGAGAACGAGACAGCUCUUGCUCUGCUACCCGAGUUGCUCAAGGAUAUUGACGGGACGGAGGACAAGGGAGCCCGGUUCGAAACGGUCGUCAAAGGCGUGUUUGCGGGGAACAUUUUUGACCUGGGGGCGGGAAAGGCGGAACAAGAGGCGGGCAAGCUGGACUUCAAAAAGAGCUUCGCAGAGUUGCUCCCGCGGCCAUGGGCCAUCGACGACUUCGACGCGCUGAAGGAGGCGUGGCUGGCGGGCCCUCCCCGGUGGAGCAAGGCCGUCGUGUUCGUGGACAACUCGGGCGCUGACGUCAUCCUGGGAAUUAUACCCCUGGCGCGGGAGCUGAUUCGGAACGGGACGCGGGUUGUUCUGGCGGCCAACGACCUGCCCUCCAUCAACGACAUCACAUACGAGGAGCUGAGCGACAUCGUGCAUAAGAUUGACGACGAGCCGUUGCAAGCGGCGCUCGACAACGGGAGCCUCCUCGUCGUCAACUCCGGCAGCGACCUUCCGGUUCUGGACCUGACGUCCGUCUCCCCGGAGCUUGCUUGGGUCGCCGAGGACGCCGAUCUAGUUGUCUUUGAGGGGAUGGGCCGGGGAAUAGAAACCAACCUGUAUGCGAAGCUGAAGGUCGACUCCCUGAACCUAGGAAUGAUCAAGCACAAGGAGGUAGCGGAGUACCUCAAAGGGCGAAUGUACGACUGUGUCUGCAAAUACACACGCGUUGCCAAGCCUGAAGGUGGUAGCGGCAGUAAUCCAGAUUCAGUGCCGUCUCCCAAGCAGCAUGUUCUUUCAGGCUACGAUUGAUUGAGGGCAGCAUGCAGACGGUCGUUCGGAAUACUUUACAAGCACGCGUUGGACGUUUGAUUUCUAAUCGAUGAAAAAUAAAGGUUAACUGACAUCCAGCCAUGUCAUAUAUCCCAACAGCUGGAGCGAAUAAGGUCGAGAAAGGCGUGACGCUUGUUCCUAUCUUCAAUGCAUAGCCAAUGUCGCGACGAGACCGUCCCGAUCUUUGACUAAGACGGUCGCUUUGUGCCUGGGCGCGUCAGGCCCGAACUUUAUCGAUCUCAGAGGAAUUCGUAUUCGUGCAAGCAACUAGGUC
Molecule: messenger RNA, 1521 nt
Organism: Klebsormidium nitens
Lineage: Eukaryota; Viridiplantae; Streptophyta; Klebsormidiophyceae; Klebsormidiales; Klebsormidiaceae
Source: the annotation of a GenBank genome assembly